Molecule: messenger RNA, 1800 nt
Organism: Yarrowia lipolytica CLIB122
Lineage: Eukaryota; Fungi; Ascomycota; Dipodascomycetes; Dipodascales
Biological process (GO): intra-Golgi vesicle-mediated transport
Cellular component (GO): Golgi membrane
Source: RefSeq, a predicted model, not a curated record
AUGGAAGACAAAUUCGAAGCUGCAAUCCAAAAGUGGACGGAGAUUGAUCUGCUGGGGCUGCAGAAACAGCUGGAUAAGGAGGGCGAGACCAUUGUGGAGGCACAGACGGACUCCGUGGCGAGCCGAAAAGAGUUGGCCUCCAAAACCAGAGAUUUCAAGAAGCUGGAGGACAACGACAAGUUGGAGGGCAUCAAGACACUGCUCAAGGCGUACCAGGGCGAGAUUGAUCGGCUGACUCAACGAGCUCGCAACUCGGAAACCGCCUUCCUCAACGUCUACAAGCUGCUAGCCGAAGCUCCGGACCCAAGACCGCUGCUGGAAGCCUCUAGUGACGCUGUGGGUGUAGCGUCAAGCCAGAGUCGGCUCAUUGCUGAGAAUGCCAAGCUCAGCGAACAGGUUGCCCGAUAUGCCGACUACGACACUCUCAAACAAAAGGUGCUGCGGCUGGAAAUGUCCAAUGCCGAGACUGUGGCGGCAAAGGUCAAGGCCAAACAACAGGAGAUGGAGGCCGCCUUUGACGAGGAGCGACGGACGUGGAAGUCUCGAGAAACCGAGCUCACAGAGCAGGUCAACGAGUCCCGUGAAAUGGGCAAGGAACUGAGACGUAAGGUCGAGACUUACGAAGAGAAGCUCGGUGAGGAAGUGGAGGUUCCUAAGACCUCCGCCACCACUGCCAUUUCGUCUGCAGAGAUGGAGAUUGUCACUUCUGACCUGGAGAAGGCCCAGAGGCGACUUUUGGACCUUGAGGCUCGAAACCUCGAUCUCAGAAAGCAGAUUGAGGACAAGCCCGAUGCUGUGGUUGACUCGUCGCUUGAGGAGGAAAACAAGGGUCUGCUUGCCCGUCUGGAGGCUGCCAAGCAGCAGCUUCAGUCGGCUUCAGCCUCUGCCCAGGAGGAGGCUGAGCAAUUGAGGAAGACGGUCCAGAGAAGAGAAGACGAGACUGCGGCUCUCAAGGCCCGUCUGGCGGCUCAGACUGACUACGACGAGCUGAAGCGGGAAUUGGAGGUGUUCCGGUCGGUGGAGUUUUCGCAGGAGUCCGAAGACCGAGAGUCCCUGGAGCACAUGCUGCUUCAGAAGAACAAAAAACAGCAGUCUGAUCUGACAGUACUUCGAAACAAAACAAAGGAGUAUGAGGAGACGAUCGCCAAGCUCACCAAGUCACUACAGGAUGCCAAGACUUCUUACGAUAAGGCAUCUACGUUGAAUGCUCGUCUUGAGUCCGACUUGACUACAACUUCUCUUGGAUCAGUUGCUGGAUCCAUCGCACCCUCCCGUCGAACCACCAGAGGAGGCCCCAGUGGACGUCUUUCGCCCACUUCGUCGAUCAUUGGAGGUUAUGAUCGAUCUGUGCAGUCCGGAGGAGGAGGCUCGGAUCUGCUUCCCAUCAUCACCCAGCAGCGAGACCGUUUCAAGGAGCGAAUCGCGCAGCUGGAAGACGAGCUGAGAAAGAACUUUGCCCUCGUGUCCGAGCUUCGUCAAGAGGCUGCAGUACUCAAGUCAGACAACCUCGAGCUCUACGAGAAGACUCGAUACAUGGCAUCUCAUGCUGCCAGUGGCACAAAGGCGCCCACCACCACAAAUACCGCAUCCAAGUACAGAGAUGCCUACGAAGAAGGUCUGACGCCAUUCCAACAGUUCAGAGGCAGAGAGACAGAUAGAAUGUAUUCGAGACUGACUCCGAUUGAGCGGGUCACGCUGGCGUUGGCCAAGGGCAUUUUGAGAAACAGAAUCACCCGAAACUGCUUCUCAGCGUAUGUUUUGGCGUUGCAUAUUGUUACCGUGAUGCUUGUGGCAGCAUAG